Molecule: messenger RNA, 1268 nt
Organism: Xylaria bambusicola
Lineage: Eukaryota; Fungi; Ascomycota; Sordariomycetes; Xylariales; Xylariaceae
Exons: 2
Coding region: 416-964 (182 amino acids)
Source: RefSeq, a predicted model, not a curated record
GAGAUAGUUGCAGAUGGCCCUCGCCUUACCCACAGUAGUAUGCCUCUCUUUAUGCUUGUCCCUACGAAACUUGAUUAUUCACCUCCUUGGAAGCACAUCAAAACCCAAACAAUCAACCUUUCGUUACAAUGCACUCACUAGAGCUCUUUGUCCCAGGACUGCCCAGCACAAUAACACAUUGUCGAAAAUUGCAAGAAUGGUAUAGUAUGUGCCUACAGCUUUGUCCGUCUCUUUGAAAAGAGAGGACAAAGUUUGGUGAAAGAAGAUCUGCUGCAAUCAAGCCAUUGUCAAAAGAAACGUCACGUAUAUUUAAAGGCGCCAUAGACGCACAUAGAUUUGAGUAUGGUCCCAAACUAUCAGCCUUAUAACAAGAACAGCAGGUACUCAGAAUUAACCGAUCUUACUAAAUAACACCAUGGCGCAUCAUAUCAUCAUGCCUUCCAGCGACAUUCUGACACCCCCGUCGGAAGAGGAAAUCAUCUCCUGGCUAUACUCAGAAUGCGAGCCUACUCUCGCCGAAAUGUUUCAAGAUUGGGUAGCGCUCUUCGACAUCUGCCUCCGUGAGAGAUUCACGCGCGCCUACGCGUUCUGGCCAAUGCCAGAAGAGCUUCAUGUAGUCACUGACACCUGGGUCCAAGCUUUGAUAGCGCAGAAUUCUCGAUCCCCUACCAGAGUCGAGUAUAUUCUGGGACUGGCGUUUCGAUCCCUCAACCGAAGCAACGUCUCCGAGCGCAUGAAGAUCGUAAUGCGGCACAUGGAUAUCCCGAGGGCCGCCGCUGGUAGUGAUAAUGUAGUGUUAGAUGAUAUUAUGUUCCCGUAUCUCGUCUGGCGGUACGAGCUCAUGGCCGAGCAGCUGUCGUCGCUGGGGGGAUUGACUGAUAGGAUUGAGAAUGUUCGCCUGGAUGAUUCAAUAACGCUUGGAGAGCUGUCUGAUAGUAUCGAGAACUUUCGCCUAGAAGAUUAGUCCGUCUACAUAUAUUGUAGGUAGGGGGGUUUUUGCUUAUCUUGAUGAAGCUCCGAAACUCCGUAAGCUGAGAUCCAGCUCUAGAUUUGUCCUUAAGUACCUACCUGCCUAGCUAGCUAGCAUCAAUCUACUUAAUGCCAUGUUGUUGAUAGACUUAUAUAUAUCAACAAAUCUAUAACCGUUCUUCUAGUAGUUCUGCAUCCCACUAAUAAUUAUAGUCAAAUGCCGAGUCAUGUCGCAAGUAACGAAAACAGAAUCAUAACCCUUUGUUGCCCGCCGGACGUCACAGCGCCUGUUCCUAGGG